Molecule: messenger RNA, 369 nt
Organism: Puccinia graminis f. sp. tritici CRL 75-36-700-3
Lineage: Eukaryota; Fungi; Basidiomycota; Pucciniomycetes; Pucciniales; Pucciniaceae
Exons: 2
Coding region: 1-369 (122 amino acids)
Source: RefSeq, a predicted model, not a curated record
AUGGGACCCGAAGCGAUGCAAGCGCUUGAUGUGCUUGACCAGCACAAGCGCGCCUGUAAGGACAGGUACUACCGCCAAGCCCUUAAGCGAGAGUCAAAUAAAGCUCGCUACGUGGACACCUACUCCAAAGUGAACUGCUUGAAGCAAAUGAUUGCAAAGGACCGUGGCUUCCAAGUUACUGUCAAGCACCCCAGGCUUUGGUACUUGCUUGACACAGACAUCGGUGGCCCCAUUCAAAACCUCGGCACUCCUCCCACCCCCCGCUGGGAUGCACAAGGGCAACUUGGUCUCCGCGAGAAGCCUCUCCUUUUGCUUUUCUUCUUUUGCCUAUUACUUGCACUUCUCUUCUUUGUUAUAUUUGCAACCUAG